This is a messenger RNA of Microthlaspi erraticum, 1146 nucleotides long. The record is from the annotation of a GenBank genome assembly. NCBI's taxonomy places the organism in Eukaryota, Viridiplantae, Streptophyta, Magnoliopsida, Brassicales, Brassicaceae.
AUGGUCCAAGCGUGGACCCCAGAUUUUGAUUCGCUUAGGCACGAUAUCACGACUACUCCAGUAUGGGUGAGACUCACCAACAUCCCGGUUACGUUCUAUCACAAAGCUAUCCUUAUGGGUAUAGCCAAGGGGCUAGGAAAACCGGUAAAGGUGGAUCUGACGACAAUGAAUUUCGAGAGAGCACGGUUCGCAAGAGUUUGCGUGGAGGUAAAUCUCGCGAAACCGUUGAAGGGGACGAUUCUGAUAAAUGGUGAUCGAUACUUUGUGGCGUAUGAAGGGUUAAACGUGAUCUGCUCGGGAUGUGGUUUGUAUGGGCACUUAGUUCACAAUUGUCCGAAAGCAGCGGCUCCUAUGGUCACAGCCCCUGUGAGAACGACUGGUGUGGCAUCGGCUUCAAUGAGUCAAAACAUGGUGGAGGAAAGGAGAGAAACAUCUCAGGCUGAGAUGGAGUUUCAAACAGUAAGAGGAUCGAGACGUAAAUCGGCGGGAUCAACAGUGAGUCCGGCGGCGGAGCCGGUAGCGUUCACCGCAUGGUCGUCUGGGGGAGUGGAAGCGCGUAAAUCGCGGAAUAUCUUGGCGAAUAUUCCCAAGACGAAUAUUCCAAAUUCGAAUAGAUUUGAUAGCUUGGCGGUGGAUACGGAGCUAACAGAAUCAAGGGAAGAUGGGGUUUUGGUGGAGGUGGAUAAGGAAAAUGUGAAUGAUGGGAAUAUCCACGGGAUUGAGAAGAGUACGGGACACGGUAAUCAACUUUCGCUGGGAGGGAAAAUGAAUAAGAGGACAGAUACAAACAAACUUGGGCCGAGGGGUAAACGGGCCGGGAAGGCGAGCUCUAGUUUGGCCCAGAAGAAGAAUGUCCCGAAUGGACAAAAUAGGCCCAUGAGGGGUUUGGUCUUUGGCCCAACAACAGGAGAGGUCGAGAGAUCGGAUUCGGGGAAGAGGCUUCGUACGGAGAGUGGAAACAUCGGGAGAGUGGGAGGAACGUUUCCGAUUGCCGAGGAUGAAGCAUAUGUCGAACAGGGCACGCCGCUUGACCUCAUGUGUGUGCAGAGCGACUUACCGAGUAACCCGAUACAUGGAGAGCCGUCAGAAGGGGAGAUGCGUGAAGCAACAUCGCCGCAGGAGGCGACGGCGCUGACGAAGUGCUGA